GCUGCCCGAGCUCCACGCUGCCACUGAGGCUCCGAGCGGCUCCGGACGCGCCCCCGGCAUCUCCCGCGCGUGGGGAGCGAGCCUGAGAGGGAAAAGUUUGGCGGUGAAUUCAAGCGAGAGGCAUCGACUCACGGCAGCUUCGGCCGGGAUUGAAACAGCUCUGAUGGCUCUGUCAAAUCUCUCCCUGUGGAUUCGGGAUGCCUGGGCUGUGGCCACCUCUAACCUGGACCUCGAGAGCAAGAAAGCCGCCCCCGCCAAGCUGCCAUGGCAGCAGCCCGUGAACGUGUUCCUGGCAGCUGGGCGCCCACCGGGCAUGGAGCAGCUGCACCAGGAGGCCCAGCUCAACCUCCAGAGCUUGCUGCAAGAGGAGUAUGAGGAGCAGUACAGCGAGAGCAGGGUCACCGGGCAGACUUUCCGUGCUGCUGGUCACCUGCCCCCCGACACCUCCCCUGAACCGUCACCCCGACCCCCACCUGCCAAGCGCCUUGAGUUCGUGCUUAUGCCCCCGAGCCAGCGAGCGGCCGAAGAGGAGAGCACCAGCAGCGCUGUGCUCGGUGCUCGGCCUCCUGACACCUCCCUGAGCCUCCCCACCAGCCCGGACAAGCAGCCCCCCUGGCCCAGGGCCUUCCCCCUGCCCCCCGUGGAGGAGAAGCAGUGGCAGCAGCCCGGCUCCAUCCAGACCAACAUUGUCCCCAUCAAUGUCUCGGAGACCGCGAUGAACCCCAAGUCCACCCUGCGGCGUAGACGGACCAUUAUUGGAUUCCCUAACCCGUCCCUGCGAGACCAAGGCAGCGCCAACGGCCCCACAUCCAGCACACACGCGCCCAUCGCCGAGUCCCUGUCCUGCAGCUUCGUGCCUGAGACCACGAGCGGGGGGACGCCCCAGGAGAUCAGCCCGCGUCCGCCCCUCUCGGCCCCGCUGAGGAAGACCUUCAGUGACCUCGGGGCCCGCUGCUGCCAGCCGCCUGCUGCCAUGGAUGGGGCAGCCAACCCCUGUGCCAGUGCCUGCAAUGGGACACAGGGCACCCCUUUCUCCCCGCCCUGGAGCCCCCUGGGUUAUGGGAGCCCCUCCAGCCUCACCACUGGCCCGGGCAAGGGGCCCACCUGCGCCUCGCCGGGCGGCUCCGUCCCAUCGCCCGGCCCAGGUUCCCCCGCCGCCUCCACCUCCUUCUUCAUCGCCACAGAAGAGCGCGUGGGCAGCAAUGGGCCCAGCUUCUUCUCUGGCCCAGUGCCCGCUUCCCCCGUCGGCUCCGGCUGCAUCCAGGGAGCCAAGGGGAAUUUCUUGCCGGGAAGCCGAGAGGAGCCGGAGCCGGCGGCAGGGCCGGUGCAGCUGGAGGUGGAGCGGGCAGGGUGCCGCUUCCGUGAGCGCUCACUGUCGGUGCCCACCGACUCGGGGUCCCUCUGCUCCGUGGACAUCGCGUACGCCGAGACCCGGCGGGGCAGCGCCAACUAUGCCCUGGGCUACCCCAGCGCCAGCUCCGAGGGCAGCACCAGCACCGACAACAUCUCCCUGGGGCUGGAGCCCGAGGGGCAGCGGCGGCGGCGCUCCAAGAGCAUCUCCCUGAAGAAGGCCAAGAAGAAGCCCUCGCCACCCACACGCAGCGUCUCGCUGAUCAAAGAGGGGCAGGACGGUGACGUGGGGCUGAGCGCGGCGCUGCCCAAGGACCAGCGGCCCAAGAGCCUGUGCAUCCCACCGGAGCUCCAGGGCCACCGGCUGGUGCACGCCGACCCCCAGGGGAGUGCGGGCAGGGAGCCCAACAGCACAGCCACCCCUCACCAGUGGCAUCUCACGGACUGGAGGGCUGGCAGCGAUCCCUACCGGUCCCUCUCUGGCUCAAGCACGACCACAGGGACCACGGCCGUUGAGUGUGCCAAGACACGGGGCAGCUCUGAGUCCCUUGUGUCCCCCUCAGUCUCCAGGGCCACGACGCCCUCCCAGCUCUCUGCCGAGGCAGACCUCAAGACCUCCUCGCCCGGCAGGCCCACAGGGCUGAUGUCCCCAUCCAGUGGGUACUCCAGUCAGUCGGAGACCCCAACCCCCACAGUACCCACCUCCACCAUCCUCGGGCAUUCCCCACACCAGGUGCGUGUGAGGCCGCUGGUCCCCGAGAGGAAAUCCUCUCUGCCCCCCACGUCCCCCAUGGAGAGGAGCCCCAAGGGCAGGCUGUCCUUCGACCUCCCACUGACUCCACCCGCCCACCUCGACCUCUCAGGGCUGAAGAUCUCCCUGAAGGGGAAGACGAAGGUCAGCCGGCACCACUCUGACUCCACCUUUGGCACCAAGCUGGCCCAGAAGACCAGUCCCAUCGCACCCAUCAUGCCCGUGGUGACACAGUCCGACCUGCGCUCCGUCCGCCUCCGCUCCAUCAGCCGCUCGGAGCCAGAGGACAACGCCGAUGGCCCGGAGCACACGGAGGAGCCAGCACGUGUCCCCUGCCCGGGGCCGGAGAGGAAAGUGAAGCCACCCGUGGCAGAGAAGCCACCACUGGCCAGGCGCCCCCCGUGCAUCCUGCCCAAGCCCCCAGUUCUGCGGGAGGAGGGUCCCUUGUCCCCCAAAUCCCCGCCAGGCACUGCUGCCAAGGAGAAGGGGCUGGCACAGGAGGCCGUUGUGGUGCUGCGGAGAGGGGAGCUGAGGAGGGGUCUGGGGGAGCCCCACUUGUCCCUGACCCCGGCGGGGCCCCGGCGGCUCUCGCAGGGCAGCCUGGACGAGCUGCGGCCAGAGCGGAGCGGUGCCGAGGGGGAGCGCAGGAAAGCCAAGGUGCCGCCGCCAGUGCCCAAAAAACCCAGCGUGCUGUACCUGCCGCUCAUGCCAGCCCCAGCACAGCUGGCAGCUGGUGUGGGGGACCUGCCACCCACCCCCAGCCCCAUCAUCACGCUGGACACCGAGCCCGCCUGCUGCGACCCUGACGCCGAGGAUCUGCCGUCCCCCAAGGCUGUGGGCAGCGCGCCUGCCAGCGAGCCUGCCUCAGAGCAAGGCAGCUCAGCAGAAGCCAGCACGGAGGAGAAGAGCUUUGCCAGUGACAAGACGGCCGAGUCCAUCGUGGAGGAGGACGAUGAGGUGUUCACAACGUCCCGCACCACAGAGGAUCUCUUCACGGUGAUCCACAGGUCGAAGAGGAAGGUCUUGGGGCGGAAAGAGCCUGGUGACACCUUCAGCAGCCGACCCACUUCCCACUCACCCGUAAAGACUUCAGGCUCCCCAGCUGGUGAGUCCCUGGCAGCAGCGGGCAGCAGUGGGAAGUCUUCCAGCAGGAAUGAGGAUUUUAAAGCCCUGCUCCAGAAGAAGAGCAGCAAAACCAGCCCCGGUACUCGGCCAUCUGCCGCCGAACUGCUCAAGACCACGAACCCGCUGGCCCGGAGGGUCAUCACAGAGUUUGCCCCUGAGCUGGACGGUGCAAACAGCCCCAAAAGCCAGCCCUGACCACACAGGGGCCCCUCCAGCUGGAGGGGUGGCGAUGGCUGCAGAGGGAGCGCUGCUGCAAAGGGCUGUCCUGGCUGCUGGGGAGCCCCCGUAUCCUGCUGGGGGGUUCUUCUGCUUUUGUUCCUUACUUGGAGAGCUGCUGGCAGAGAGGCAGUGGCUGGAGCCCAAGCCCUCAUGACUCUGGGCCCUUCCCACGAGGGAAGAGGCUGGAACUGGCCCUGGCUGAGCCAGCUCCUGGGAUUGAAGGCGCCUGCCCAGGAAGCAGAACAGGAUCACAGCCCCCGGUGUUGCCCCAUGCCCGCAGCGAAGCAGCUUGAGACUCUUUGGUCACUUCGGCAUGUGGUACUUUAAACAGCUUUUCUAAUGCA
Pseudopodoces humilis (Tibetan ground-tit) is the source of this 3789-nucleotide messenger RNA. The record is from RefSeq and is a predicted model, not a curated record. NCBI's taxonomy places the organism in Eukaryota, Metazoa, Chordata, Aves, Passeriformes, Paridae.